AAGUUGAUGGUCGAUUUGGCCAGAGCAGUUUCGACUUGAUCAGCUGGGCAAACCACAGCAGUCAUGAAAAACACGCUAACGGUCCCCACGAAGUCACUCCUCAUCGCCUGCCCUCCACCCCUCCUGUCCCCCCACCCUUGGCACCCUCAGUUCUGCUUUCUGCUUUCCCUGUGGAUCCGGAGGCUGUCGGGCCCACGCAGAAGCGCAGAAUAGAUACAGAAGAGGGGUGGGGCCCAGGCAGCCCCCCCACCCCUGGUCCUGGGAAACCACCUGAGGCCAUGGGAGAGGAGGCCAUGGGUCCCGGACCCCUGGAACCUCUGUGGGCAGGGCUCGGCCCGGCCCUCCUCGGGCAUGAGAGCGGCAGCUGCCUCGUGACCCUCUGGCGUGUCCCUCGCGGGCCGUGCUGGCCACAGAGGCUCCAGCCCUCGGCCAGCUGCCGCCCGCCCGCGGCCUCCCGGGUGCCGGCCGGACUCGCGGAGGUCCCAGUCCAUGGGGAUGCCUGGAGGAGGGACAGGCAGACGUGGCCGGAGCUGACGCGUGCCCACUUCGUGCCCGGCCUCGGCGACUCUCCUCUGGGCUCUUGGUGGCCGCCCUGUGCGCCGGAGCCCGGCAAGGAGCCGGUACCACCGCAGCCUCGCCGAGGACGGGUGAAUGAUGUGUUUGCAGAGGCUUCAGGCCUGGCAGUGCUGAGACCCUUGCAGCCGGCUCACUGGGCUCGGGCUGCCCACAGCCUCGGCGAGACGGGCCGGGUCAGAGAGCCGCGUCCUGGUUCCCGGUUUCGUUCUCAGCAGCCCUUGAGGAGGUGUGUGAGCGCUGUCGCCCAGCCGGGCCUGGCUGAGCGCCUUUUGCUCUGUCUGCACUGGUACCCGGCCCGAGGGAGUUGCGCUUCUCAGACCUGGCCCCUGACCCAGGAGAGGAACGUGGUGAUGGGCGCUUGCUGCUGCCCUGAAGAUGCUGUGUCAGAGCCGCAGGCUGCUCCCAGCGCCCCGGAGAAGCCGCCCGGCACGGCGAUCCUGUGUAACACCUGCGGGAAUGUGUGCAGGGGCGAGGUGCUGCGGGUGCAGAACAAGUACUUCCACAUCCAGUGCUUCAUCUGCAAAGCAUGCGGCUGUGACCUGGCCGAGGGUGGCUUCUUCGUGCGGCAGGGCGAGUACAUCUGCACGCAGGACUACCAGAGGCUGUACGGGACCCGCUGCUUCAGCUGCGACCGCUUCAUCGAGGGCGAGGUGGUGUCGGCUCUGGGCAAGACCUACCACCCGGACUGCUUCGUGUGCGCUGUCUGCCGCUGUUCAAGCUCAUGA
Molecule: messenger RNA, 1301 nt
Organism: Rangifer tarandus platyrhynchus (Svalbard reindeer)
Lineage: Eukaryota; Metazoa; Chordata; Mammalia; Artiodactyla; Cervidae
Source: the annotation of a GenBank genome assembly